Helianthus annuus (common sunflower) is the source of this 816-nucleotide messenger RNA. RefSeq names its product ATP-dependent DNA helicase PIF1-like. The transcript has a single exon. The record is from RefSeq and is a predicted model, not a curated record. NCBI's taxonomy places the organism in Eukaryota, Viridiplantae, Streptophyta, Magnoliopsida, Asterales, Asteraceae. The coding region runs from base 1 to 816 and encodes 271 amino acids.
AUGAGAUUAAGAGUUGGAUGUCAGGAAACAGAUUUGAAAGAAAUAAAGGAAUUUGAAGAAUGGAUUUUAAAGCUUGGUGAUGGUCUGCUUGGUGAAGAGAAUGAUGGUGAGGUAGAUAUUGAAAUUCCAGAUGAUUUACUUAUUCAUGACCAAGUCAAUCCUAUUUCUUCUCUCAUUUCAUUUACAUAUCCGGACAUGAAUAAGUUUUUUUGGGAUUUAACGUAUUUCCAUCAAAGAGCGAUUCUUGCUCCAACUAAUGAAGUAGUGGACUCAAUAAAUAAAGAGUUGUUAGAGAGUCUGCCUGGUGAAGAGAAGAUUUAUUUUAGUUCAGAUAGUUUAUGUCAAUCUGAGGAAGAAUCAGAGCUUAACAUGGCAUUGUUCCUUCUUGAUGUGUUAAACAAUCUUCGUUUGUCUGGUUUACCUAACCAUAAAUUAGUAUUGAAACUUGGUGCUCCAGUGAUGUUACUCAGAAAUAUUGAUAAGGCAAAUGGAUUGUGUAACGGUACACGUUUACAAGUAACAAAACUCAGAAAAGUUGUGGUUGAAGCCAAAAUUAUCACAGGGACUAAUAUAGGUCACCAUACUUUGAUUUCAAUACUGAAGAUGGCACCUUCUGAUAAAAGAAUAGCAGCGAAUAUUUCUCAAAGACAAUUCCCACUUUCACUGUGUUUUGCUAUGACAAUAAAUAAAAGUCAAGGACAAUCAUUGGAGCGUGUUGGUUUGUAUCUUCCACGUCCAGUGUUUAGUCAUGGCCAACUCUAUGUUGCUGUAUCUAGGGUAAAAAAGCAGGAAGGGGUUGAAACUUUUGAUUUGUGA